AAUCAUUGUCGCCUUUUAGGAAGUAUUGCCACGAACCGGAUGUCAUCGGAUACUGUAGUAUCGGAAUUUGAAAUACUACUCGACGCUGGGAAAGAGCCGGUGUUCAAAGGCGGCGAAGUAAUCACAGGACAUCUCCGUAUAGAGUUACGUUCUCCCAUAGUCCUCAAUGCUGUUAAACUUCAACUCAAAGGGCGAGCAGCCUGGUUGAAUGAUCCUGUGAAGAAGGACAACAUCGAGAAGGUCUACUUCGAUCAAGAUUUUAUCUUAUUGGAACGGCCACCUGGAAAAGCGGAAGCGGGCCAUUUUGUAUGGAAUGCUGGAUUUCCGUACACGCUUCCCUUUGAAUGCCCUCUACCGAAGGGUUGCCCAACAUCCUACGAAGGACCUUAUGCGUUUAUUAGAUACUUCAUAAAAGCAAGCCUUGUGCACGAAGAAUCUGAUGGAAGAACAAAGGAGUAUUACGUGAAAAAAGCUUUCUCGAUAGUAUCACCAUCAGACGAGCACGUGAUUAGAGGAGAACCAGUUACGGUGAAAGAUUCUGUGACUUAUGGGAAAUGCUGCUGUAAAGGAAAGUUGGUGGCCGAAAUGUCAUUACCAAAGACUGGCUACUUGCCGGGUGAAAUGGUUGUUGGUAGCAUUAAAGUUGGAAACAAAUAUCCAAAGGACAUAUUGCAACAUAUGGAAGCACGACUAGUUGAUCGAGUUGUUCGUAUUGGAGGACCAGAAAAGUCGUCUACAUCUCCAUAUCGAACGCUUUUCUGCAGAAGAAUCGAAGUACCAGAGUUAGUAAAAGCGAAUCGAAAGCUUCAGAACGAUGAUCUUAACCUUCUUACCAUACCAGCGGUAUGCCCCUCCACAAAAGCGGAUUAUGAUCCGACCAAAGAGCUUCACUCAAUGUCACCCGAUCAAAUGGUUGAAAGCCCGUCUACAGCCACAUUGCGACAAAGAAGACAACCGUUUAUCAGGAUAGAAUAUGCCAUUCAGAUUUCCCUGGGAAACAUCGUUUUUCUUGAAGCGCCAAUUACCAUUGGAGAGUUGUCGACGCACGACUCGUCCAAUGUGCUGAAACCAUUCGUUGCCGGACCUCAACCGAUCGAAGAGGUUGACGAGACUCAAAGGAUCGCCAUCGGAGGACCAUUUACGUACACUCCCGUUUACACAAUGAGGAAGUCGAUUGCGUCGAACGAGGCCAAACCGACGUCAGAUGGUUUGCCGAGGCAAGGACCGACAAAGCCUGUGAUUGAAGAGCCUGUAACUGAACGAACAGAGCUGCUGAAACAUAACGCUUCUGAUAACGAUGAACCAGCGGAUGCUGCCGUGACCCACGUUGACACUUCGUCACAUCAUCAGCAAGUAGAAGAAUCGUCAGAACAAAUCGAACAUCCAGACGUCGCUGAAAGAAUCGUCGCUGAGGACACAGAGAACACAGAUAAUUCACCUGUUGUACGAGAUGCUGAUACCAAAGAGGGUGAGGAAACUACGGUGAUUACCGAGAUCACCAAAGAUAAUGGUACAAAUGUAAUACGAACAACGACAAAAACAAAACACCUCGAUGGAAGUGAGUCGACAAUGGUCCAAAUACACACAACAACGGCAUCAAUAACUCUUGAAGAUUAAAACGAAUAUUCUUCCAUAUAAUGCGUAUGUAAACUUAUGAUGCUGCCGACUUAUAAUCAAUACAGAAAAUUUCACAAACAUUUGUUUGGUUCAAAGACCUUGUACACAUCCGUUGAAAGACUUCAUUCUCUUAUCAUUUGUGGAACAAAGUAGCCGACUUCCUCAACCGUUGCAAAAAAAAGAAAUAGGUUUUCGAUGAUGUAUCGGGCAACUGCCGCGAGAGAAACCCUUUGUGAGACGAUGAACAGCAACUUUGCUCACUGUCUUCUUUACAAGUGUUUUGUUCGUUUGUUUGUGAAAAUUCUAUAUUCUGCAGUUAUUCUGCAACUAUGAAAUUUUGUUUAUAUAAAGGUGAUAAAAUUGUGUUGUUU
Molecule: messenger RNA, 1988 nt
Organism: Cylicocyclus nassatus
Lineage: Eukaryota; Metazoa; Nematoda; Chromadorea; Rhabditida; Strongylidae
Source: the annotation of a GenBank genome assembly